AUGAUGUACUUUUCAUCGAUUUUCUCAAUCUUUUUAUUCGAAUUCUUCGUUUUGUCAACAUGCUAUCAGACACGAUUCAAACGGGAUUUUAUGCUGAUUACAGAUGGUAAUAUGACGGAUGCAAAGUGCUUUGAAGAUUGUCAACAAGAAUAUAGAGCAAAAUUCGAGUAUACUCUGAAUCAAUCAUUGACAGAAUUCUACGAUUUCCCAUUUCAUCCGGUCGUUUUGGAGAGUUCUUCAUUCCAAUUAUAUUGCAAAUUAUCCGAACAAAAAACAAAAUGUUUCGCUGACAAAUGCAAUGAUUAUGCAGCUGAAAACUCGUUUUCUCCAUCCAAUUUCGUCUGUCUUUUCAAGCGAACUCUGUUCGAAAAAGCAUUGAAAUGUUUGGCUAAAACGGAACCAAUAACAUUCUUAAAAUGUGACCACGAGUGCCAUGAAGAAAUAGUUAGAACUGAUCGAUUGAAACAAAGCUCUUUGAAUAAUCAGAAUCAGAUUUUUAUUUCUUCGGAACUUGCUACGUAUGAGACUGAAUUAGACAAAUUAUGCAGGUUCCAGUCGUGUUAUAUGAGUUGUAUGGCACCAGUUGUGAAAGAGAUGUGCGGAGAAGAGGAAUCAAAGUCAGCCAUCGAAAUAGUUGAAGCUUAUGUUCAGUGGCAUGCAGAUGAUAUUUCAGAUUGGCAUUCAAUCACUGGAAAUGACGAAACACUUCCGAAAUCAUGUCAAUCACUGGUCAAACCACACUCAAAAGCAGAUGAUCCGAUACUGCAGAUAAUCGGAAAUGUUGCAUGA
Molecule: messenger RNA, 789 nt
Organism: Caenorhabditis remanei
Lineage: Eukaryota; Metazoa; Nematoda; Chromadorea; Rhabditida; Rhabditidae
Exons: 5
Coding region: 1-789 (262 amino acids)
Source: RefSeq, a predicted model, not a curated record